This is a messenger RNA of Prorocentrum cordatum, 384 nucleotides long. The record is from the annotation of a GenBank genome assembly. Lineage: Eukaryota; Dinophyceae; Prorocentrales; Prorocentraceae.
GGAGGACCCCCUCCCCCUCCACUUUGCGGUGGUGGUUGCGGAAAACAGGCCCAUCAGAAGAUGCGCGAAUCCAGCCAGCAGGUCCAUGACGUGGUGACCGUGGCACCGGCAGCAGAGCCGGCGAGGCCGCUGGGCACGCGGGCGAGCGCAGCGCCUGCGGCCUCACAGGGAAGGGCUGGCCCACGGAUGCUCGGCAGGAGCGUGCACUGCGUGGCCAAGCACGCGAGUAUUGUCAGUCGUGCGGAGGCCCGCAGCCCACGGCGUCGAAUUUCUGCUGCCUCUGCGGCACUCGUCUGCCCAAGCUGAUCCUCAUGAUGCUGGCCAGCCAAUGAGGCAAGAUAUCGUCGCCUCAGUGACGGGGGUCACCAGCCUCGAACUGAUCCC